GAUGGAGCGUGCGGACGGGGGGCGGGGAGGAGUUUGGGAGGCGGCUGCUCUUGCUCCCUCCCCCCGUCCCGGCUGCGGUCGCAGUGCGGAGCUGUUUUCCAGGCCUGGGCAGUAGCGUUUAGUAGCGACAUGUCUGACAAAGAUCUACCGGGCAUUGUGUCUUCGGACACCGUAUACGAGAGCCAGGAGAGGCCGAAGCUCCAGCGAUGUGUGCCGGCCGGGGUGACUGUGGAGCCGGUUCUUUUCAUGUCCAUGUUCGCUAUGGCGCUGCAGGGUCCACUCGUUACCCAGUACAUAUGGGAGCAGAUGAGCGUUGACGUCGGCUUCAACGGCACCAAGAAACAGGGCUGUGACCCCCUUAAUAACACCAUCGACCCACUGCAGCAGGAAGUGGAGACACUGACUUCUCACUGGAGUCUUUACAUUAACUUGGGUGGCUUUCUGGUUGGGCUCUUCUCGGUGAUGCUGCUUGGCCCUUGGAGUGACAGUGUGGGACGUCGCCCAGUCCUUAUCCUUCCGGCUAUCGGCCUGGCCCUGCAAGCUGCUGUCUACCUUGUGGUCAUGUAUCAGAAACUGCAUGUUGGCUACUUCUUGCUUGGACGCAUCAUUAGUGGCAUUACUGGCGACUUCAACAUGAUCCUCGCUGGCUGCUUUGCCUAUAUUUCAGAUGUCAGUGACCGCCAGUCACGCACCUUCCGUGUGGCUAUCCUGGAGGCAUGUCUGGGCAUUGCUGGGAUGGUGGCUAGUAUCAUUGGGGGCCACUGGCGGAAGGCCCAAGGUUACAUUAAUCCAUUCUGGCUUGUGUUUGCUGUCUAUCUGUUCACAGCACUUUAUGUGUAUUUCUGCAUCUGGGAGUCAGUUAAGGAAAGGAAGCCAUCUAGACUUUUUUCUCCCCAGCACUACCGAUCAGUGUUUCGACUCUUCACGGUGGCUGGUGAAAACAAGCAACGUUGCAAGUUAUGUCUGUACUCGCUGGCUCUCUUGCUGGUAGUCACUGUGCAUAUGGGUGCCAAGGAUCUUUUUGUGAUCUAUGAACUUAGUUCUCCCCUGUGCUGGGACUCUGACCUGAUAGGCUACGGCUCUGCAGCGGAACACCUCACCUAUCUCAGCAGCCUGGCCGGGCUGCGUCUCUUCCAGUUGUGUCUGGCAGAUAGCUGGGUGGCAGAGAUGGGCUUCCUGUCCAAUAUUUCAGGCCUAGUUGUUUUUUCACUGGCCUCAACCACUCAAGUGAUGUUUACGGGAUAUGGUUUAAGAUUUUUUGCGAUGGCCACAACUCCAGUAAUCCGGUCCAAACUGUCUAAACUGGUGGAUGAGGGAGAGCAAGGUACUUUAUUUUCAUCUGUGGCAUGCGUGGAAGGUCUGUCAUUUUUGUUGGCCACAGGUGUGUUUAACUCCCUAUAUCCAGCCACGCUGCACUUUAUGAAAGGCUUCCCUUUCCUGUUUGGAGCUCUCGUUCUCCUGAUCCCAGCUGGAAUCAUUGGGCUAAUUGAAGUUUUUGAGAAAAGGCCUACAUACAGCCAGUUUUCAGAGAUUUCAUGAAAACACUGGGGGGUCACAGCUUACAGUAUGUACAUAGUAAACCUUGGUGUAUGAAAUUCUGUGCUUGUGCACUUUAAUGAAGUUAAACCAGAUAUCAAUACACUCUAAGCACUUCCAAAUGGACUCUGCCAGAGGUUAGUGAAACUCGAAUGAUGUGAACCCCAUUGUACCGCAAGACGCCAAGCAAAAUUUAGCAUUGUUGAGAUGAAGUCCUUGAGUCCUUUAUUUUGCCCUUACAAGGGAAGUUUUUAGGCUGAUCCUCUGGCCAACUUUACACGCAUGGACAAGCUAUCUGAGAAAUGAAGAGUACAAUAAUACUCUGCUGUUUAAUUUCUGCAAGGGGUUUUCAUCUGAAGAAUCGUCUGAGAUCGUUAAAGGUUACAGAACUGCACAUCUUUUCCCAUGUUGGGGCAAUAAAAGGCAUCGACUUUAAUAACUACAAGGUAUCUGCAACGGUCUUCAAUCCCGCGUUCACAACGACCCUGUGAGGACAUUUAACAUACAGAAUCAAGGACUUGAUUUUUCAUUUGGACCCUCUAACUGCCUAUGAAAACUAUAGUUAAUCUAUAGUUUUACCUACUUUAACAUUUAUAAUAUAGGGUAUUGUCCCUAAAACCUUAUUAAAGCCUUUACAUUUUUUAAAUUGGUUAUGCUGAAACAACAUAUCCGAGCAGAAAACUUUAAAUAUUGUGUGAAUAUUGCAGAGCCAGUUUAUAUAAUAUGAAUGUGAGCCCACUUAAUUCCGUUAUAUAUUAGCACGGUGGAUUUUGGAUUAACAGGUUCCAAACACUGAGUACCAGGGUACAAACGUGCACACUAGGUAUUACCUCUGGCUCACUUAGCCCUCUAAUUACAACCUACGGUAAUUGUACUGUAUGAAAGAUGUGUUGCUGGCAACAUCUUAUUAACAGUGUCAUUCCAAGCUACCCACGUAGCUUCUUCAGCAUUAAGCUAUUUUUCUUUCAUUUGCUAAAAAAAACUAAUGCUUAGUGUGCCUUCUCCUCUUUAGCAAAACAUUCUUGUAGAUUGCUUAUGUGAUGCUUAGUGCUGUACGCUACAGUGAAUACAUUCUAGUGUCUGCCUAUUUUUUAAUGUCGUUUUGCUGAAAACCAAAAACACUCCAAUAGAUAGCAGCACUUGGCUCUACAUUACCCUAUUUUUUUUUUUAUUUU
Messenger RNA from Spea bombifrons (plains spadefoot toad), 2711 nucleotides. It is a transcript of the gene SLC46A1, whose product is annotated as solute carrier family 46 member 1. Gene Ontology annotation, biological process: transmembrane transport. The record is from RefSeq and is a predicted model, not a curated record. Gene Ontology annotation, cellular component: plasma membrane. Bases 130 to 1539 code for a protein of 469 amino acids. Gene Ontology annotation, molecular function: transmembrane transporter activity. Lineage: Eukaryota; Metazoa; Chordata; Amphibia; Anura; Pelobatidae. The transcript has 5 exons.